AACUGUGCAAACAUUGCCAAGUGAAAGUGCGCUAAUAACUAAUAAAAGGAAAAGAAGAUUAAAUAAGUCAUAAAUAUUUUAAUCAAUAAUAAUCAAUCAUAAAAACUAACAAAAAAUGGCGAACCGGACAGUGAAGGACGCCAAGUCAAUUCGUGGGACAAAUCCCCAAUAUUUAAUUGAAAAAAUAAUCCGAUCGCGUAUUUAUGACUCUAAAUACUGGAAAGAAGAAUGCUUCGCUCUAACAGCGGAACUUCUAGUGGACAAAGCGAUGGAGCUGCGUUACCUCGGUGGAGUUUUCGGAGGAAACAUCAAACCGACUCCAUUUUUAUGUUUAAUUCUAAAAAUGCUCCAAAUUCAGCCGGAGAAGGAUAUUAUUGUAGAGUUUAUAAAAAAUGAAGAAUUUAAAUACGUCCGAGCAUUGGGAGCGCUUUACAUGCGACUAACAGGGUCGUCCUUGGACUGUUACAAGUACCUGGAGCCGCUUUUCAACGACAGCCGGAAGUUAAGGAUCCAAAAUAAGCAAGGAGUCUUUGAAGUGAUUCAUAUGGAUGAAUUUAUCGACAUGCUACUUAGAGACGAGCGCAGCUGCGAUAUCAUCCUCCCCAGGAUCCAAAAAAGGCACGUCUUGGAAGAGAGUAAUGAGCUUGAAGCGAAAGUCUCUGCUCUAGAGGAUGAUAUAGAUGAGGGCAUCGAGUCCUCGGAGGAUGAAGAAAUGCCGCCGAUUAAGGAUGAGAGGAAAAAAGCGGAUUAUGACAAGGACCGGGAGAGGUAUAAAGAGAGGGAGAGAGAGAAAAGACACUCUAGGUCUGAUAAAAAAAGUGACAGGGAGAGAGAUAGGUCUAGGAGUCGGGAGAGAAAGAGGGAUAGAGAACGAGAGAGGGAUAGAGAUCGCAGGGAUCGCGAUAAGGAUAGGAGGAGAAGUGAUAGAGAGAGGAGAGAGCGGGACCGAGAACGUGAGAGGAGGAGAGACCGCUCGAGAUAUUAAUUUGACUUUUUGACUUUUUUUUAUUUACA
Cotesia glomerata is the source of this 1014-nucleotide messenger RNA. It is a transcript of the gene Prp38, whose product is annotated as pre-mRNA-splicing factor 38. The transcript is spliced from 2 exons. Gene Ontology annotation, cellular component: precatalytic spliceosome. Bases 116 to 985 code for a protein of 289 amino acids. The record is from RefSeq and is a predicted model, not a curated record. NCBI's taxonomy places the organism in Eukaryota, Metazoa, Arthropoda, Insecta, Hymenoptera, Braconidae.